AAUGUGUAAUUUCAAGCUAUUUUUAUUGUCAGUGUGUGUAAUAGCACUUAGUCAAAGUAUCACGAAAGUACUGCCACAAGAACUAGAGAAUACGUCCACAAGCGAUAGUAAACCUACAACUUCAAUUGUGAUAAAUAAUGAAACCUCUAGUUCCGUAGAUACGGAAAAAAGUCGUACUGCACGCGUUAUGAAAGUUCUGAAGGAUCCCAAAUCAACGAUCACCGUAAAACGUACAAGAUCACCAAUAAAAAUUACUGCACGAUCAGAUCGUUUCCCACCGCUAGGACAACAACCAUCAGGACCUCUGCGUUUACCAAUAGCAUAUACUAGACCAGCAGCUGCAGCAUCACGUCUUCAAAUAAAUCGAAGAGUGCAAAAUAAUGUACCUAUUAUCAGUCCACAACGUUUGCAGGUUCAACGUUUCGCCUAUGAGCCCACUAAAGGCGCACAUUUUUCACUUGCCAAAGGAAUGCCACUAGGUGCCACUAAAGGUAACAUCUACAGACCACCAUUUUCAAAUAGUGCCAAUCCAAACGCUCUGAUACAAUAUCCUACAUUGCAUAUGCAAAAUUUCAAAGCCUCGCCACAUUACAAUGGUCAAGCGAUUAUACGUCCAACUGCGGAGAGUGCACAACAACAAGCGCCGCUGCAACAGCGUCCCUAUCAAUCCAUACAACAAUAUCCUUUGCCACAACUACAACCACAACAAGGGCCAGCACAAUUUCCGCAACAACAGCGUGAACAAUUCCAAUUGCAACAAUUUUUCAAUCAACAACGGCAACAGCUUGCCUCGUUUUUACCGAAUCAUCAACCUAGCGUUCAAACACCUUUCCAACAGUAUCAACAACAACAGCAGCAAAAACAAUAUAAGGAACCUUCGCAACAAACACAAAAUCACUUGAAAUUCGAGGCGGAAAAAACUGAACUUGGAAACUACAAUAGCUUGGGAGCUCAACAUGGUUAUGCGGUCUAUGAAGAGACCGAAGCCAACGAUGCUUCACAAAGUAAUGCGCCUUUGUUUGCACAAAAUUAUCAGAAGCCUUCUACAGAAGCACCCAAAGAGGCACAGGAAUAUAUAAAUUUCAUGAAUACAGAUGAAUACUUCUUACCCAAACAGGAUCCUAAUUAUAAAAGAAUUGAUGAAGAGAAAGAUCGCCGCAGCUAUCAACACCAAUCAACACAUAAUCAUCAACAACAACAACAACAGCAACAACUUGAACAACAACACCAACAUCAAUCACAAAUUAUACAGCAGUAUACUAAACCCCGCGCAGAUUCACCGAAUACUUCGACCUACAGUAAACCUAUCCAAGUGUCGCAGUACUUCUAUCAAGCUGAACCAACGGAGAAUGCAGCGAUUGUACGCGGUAGCUAUCAAGCAGGCAGUAAUGUCUUCGUAGUCAAUUCAGAAGGUAACAAAGCUAUCAAGCAUAUAAUACCCAGCGUUCUGCCCACUAAAGCUACUUCACCUGCUCCUACCUACACAGAGGUGCGUUACAAUUCUCUGAAAAGUUUGACACCAGAACCAGUAAGAUUUGAAUUCACUGAGCGUGAUGCAGUGCCUGGUACAUAUACUAAUGCACCAAUAGGACAAUUGCGUUAUAAAGCUGCAAUAGCACAACAGUCAACACCACGUUUCCCGCAACAUGCAACCAGUACACAAAAGGCAGUCGCUGCAAAAUCUGCCACGAAAAUUAGUGGAAUUAAGCCAAUACAUGAAAUCGAUGCUGAUCCAGAAGAUGGCGAUGACAUGCAUCAGGCAAGUUCGAAUUAUGGACGUGUCUCAGUGCGUAAAAAUACGGAUGCAUCCAGUACACCAGCACCAGUGGAGCCAGAGCAAAAAGACACCGAACAGUAUUGUGAACGGAUGUGCGCUAUUGUCGAGGAUGGUGAUGAAGAAGUGGUUUGCGGUUCAGAUGGCUAUAUGUACACAAGUGAAGCACAACUUGAGUGUUAUUCAUCCUGCCUACAUAUCGAUGUGACGAUACAAAGCAAAGGUACCUGCAAUGCGAGUUAGACCCACUGGAUUGCGUAGAGGAACAAUAGAACAUGACUUAUACAGAG
Molecule: messenger RNA, 2064 nt
Organism: Teleopsis dalmanni
Lineage: Eukaryota; Metazoa; Arthropoda; Insecta; Diptera; Diopsidae
Product: transcription initiation factor TFIID subunit 12-like
Exons: 3
Coding region: 2-2017 (671 amino acids)
Molecular function (GO): protein binding
Source: RefSeq, a predicted model, not a curated record